AUGGCCGCCCCCGGGAGCCUCGGGGUCCCCGUCCUGAAAGAUGUUGUGGCCUAUGUUGAAGUGUGGUCAACCAAUGGGACAGAAAAUUACUCAAAGACCUUUAGGAAUCAACUUGUGGAUAUGGGGGCGAAGGUUUCAAAAACUUUUAACAAACAAGUAACUCAUGUCGUGUUCAAAGACGGGUACCAGAGCACCUGGGAAAAAGCACAGAAGAGAGGCGUGAAACUCGUCUCAGUGCUCUGGGUUGACAAGUGCAGGGCAGCUGGAGUGCACAUUGAUGAGUCGCUGUUCCCUGCCGCCAACGCUAACCAACACCUACCAAGCCUGCUUAAAAAAAAACGCAAGUGUAUGCAGCCCAAAGAUUUUAUUCCCAGAACACCAGAAAACGAUAAAAGACUGCAGAGGAAAUUUGAGAAAAUGGCUAAAGAGCUGCAACAGCAGAAAACCACUCUGGGUACCAGUGUUCCUGUUCUCUUAUUUGAAUCUAAUGGCUCGCUGGUGUACAGUCCGACAGGUAAAGUCCACGGGGCCCACCGCAGUGCGAUGAGGAGGAGGCUGCAGGAGAUGAAGGAGAAGCGGGAAAGCCUUUCCCCCACCUCCUCCCAGAUGAUUGAACAGUCUGAUGUUAACACUGUGAACCUUCUGCAUGAAGCAUCUUUGAACCUUUCACAUGAUACUUUGUGUUCAGACGACUCUUUUGCUGGUGGUCUUCCCGUGUCUGCUGAAGAUCUCUGUGGAGGCUCCGCAAGUGGGACUCAGGAGAGGAAUCUGGGCGAGUUCAUCACUGAAAGGGGAAGUGACGUGUGUGCUGCAUCGCUGGUGCUGCAGACAGGCAGCGUCAGCCCCUCAGCAGCUCCCUAUCCCCUGGGUCUCUUGACUCCUCGCAGAUCCACCAGCAGUCCUCCCAAGGCAGAGACCCCCCAGCAGAGCGGGGCUGCGGGUGGGGUUGUCACCCCCGUCUCAAAACCAUCACGGCCAGCGGCCCAGGGGCCGUCUGACGGGAAGAGGCCUUUGUCUCCUGUGUCCUCCGCUACAAAAGGCCGCCCGGGGGGUCGUGCACAACGCAUGGGCUCCUCAACCAAGAGUAAAAAGACACCGGAGAACUCUUGUCCAGCCUCGGAGAAGAGACGGAAGAGGAGGCGGUCCCUCGGGCAGCGCCCUGCACCCCGACUGCGGCUGUGGAAGGCGGAGAGCAGCCUGCGGUCUGUGCGGAGGCCCGCUGUCAAGAAUCUGGCCCUGGAGGAGUUCUCGUACGAUGAUUACUUUUCUCCUGAUAAUCUCAAGGAGAGGGUCUCGGAGGGGCUUCUUGGGGAGCAGCUGCCCUCCAGACCCCCUCCGCUCCACUGCCAAAGGAGCCUUUCCAAGACCGAGAGGAGCAGCCUCCUGGACAGGGCUGACCUCUCCCUCAUCGGCAGACGCCCUAGGCCCGCCGUCGGCACCUGUUCCACAGCAAAGCCCGGCCCCGCCCUGGAGAGGCCUGCGCUCUCCGGGGCAGACGCGGGGCUGGGUGGCGGGACCUCGGGAGGCACGCCUGCUGCUGACGGGACCCCCGGGCCCUGUCCCUGGGCCAAGGCCCAGGGUGGGGGCGAUGCCCGCCCCGCUGGGGGUGACACUCUGCACACCCCCAGCGGACUCGCUCCCCAGACGGGACCACAGGGAGACCCCAGCCUUCUGACAGGAAGCAGGGAGGAGACGGAAGAAUGGACUGACACCCAGAGCACGCAGAAAGACGGCGCUCCUCCUGGAACAGCGGAGUCCGCUGCAGCGCACAGCGAGGGUGAACUGAGCACUGCGGAUGACCGUGCUGAGGAAAGAUCCACGGGGGCGAGGGAGGCGCCAGCCCAAGGAAGUAGUGAAAGUGUGAAAAGUGGACCAACAGGGCACGGUGUUGUGGCCGGCUCACGGAAGGGCUGCCAGGACCUCCUCAGACCGCGGGAGGAAUCCAGGAAGAAGGGGAGAGGCCAGAAGCCAACAAGAACAUUAGUCAUGACAAGCAUGCCAUCUGAAAAGUACGGCGUGGUGAUCCAGGUCGUGAACAAACUGAAGGGCUUCUCACUGGCGCGGGAGGUGUGUGGUAGCACCACGCACGUGCUGGCUGGGAAGCCGCGCCGCACCCUCAGCGUGCUGCUGGGCAUAGCGCGCGGCUGCUGGAUCCUGUCCUUCGAGUGGGUACUGUGGUCUUUGGAAAUGGGUCACUGGAUUUCCGAGGAACCAUUUGAACUGUCUAACUACUUCCCUGCAGCUCCUCUCUGCCGCCAGGAACGCCUGUCUUGCGCUGGGCAGUACCGCGGAACCCUGUUUGCCGACCAGCCGAUCAUGUUCAUCUCCCCGGCCAGCAACCCCCCCAGAGCCAAGCUGCGGGAGCUGGUCGUGCUGUGCGGGGGUCGGGUCACACAGGUCCCUCGCCAGGCCAGCAUCUUCAUCGGACCCUCCCCGGGAAGGAAGAAGGAGACGGUCAAGUACCUGUCGGAAACAUGGAUCCUAGGCAGACUCUUCACCAUCUGAACCACCAGGGAAGCCCUGCAGUCACGAGCUGACCCCUUAUGUACAGAUACCCGGCUGCACAGACCCUGCCAUUUCCCAGCCCUAAAAUUCGUGGCUCAUCUUGUCAAGAUAAAGCUCCCGCGAGGGCCCUGAGGGUCCCCGAACUCUACACACAGGACCACACCUGGCUGUUGGCAACCGGAGUCUUAGUUCAAAUAAAGUGACUUAUCUGCCCCACCCUUAAAAAAAAGAAAAAGCACUGGCAGCAUGUUGACUCGACAUCCCAAGCACACGACCACACAGAAGCACGGCCAGUGAACUUGAGCGUGUGCACAUAACGUGUUCCAAGACCGAUCUGCUGAAAACAAGCAAAACCUGGGUUUCUGUCUUUCCAGUUGCAAUUUCAUGGGAGCCGCUCGUGCGUGAUCUGUCCCCUCUCAGCUGGCGGGGCCUGGCACUGCGCUAACACCUGUCUUGUGGUCACGUUUUAUGGGGUGUUUGACGAUCGUACAUCUGACAUGACAUUUGAAUUUGGGGACGUGGCAGUCUGCAGACGCCAAAUGAACUUGUACAGAAAUCCCUCUCCCCGGGUGUGUUUACA
Messenger RNA from Budorcas taxicolor (takin), 3085 nucleotides. RefSeq names its product microcephalin 1 (gene MCPH1). The coding region runs from base 1 to 2505 and encodes 834 amino acids. The record is from RefSeq and is a predicted model, not a curated record. The transcript is spliced from 14 exons. Gene Ontology annotation, biological process: mitotic cell cycle; cerebral cortex development. NCBI's taxonomy places the organism in Eukaryota, Metazoa, Chordata, Mammalia, Artiodactyla, Bovidae.